AUGGACUACGUCUUCAAGAUGGUGGUGAUCGGGGACUCGGCGGUGGGCAAAUCGCAGCUCCUGGCGAGGUUCUCCAAGAAUGAGUUCAACGCCGAUGGCCGCGCCACGGUGGGUGUGGAGUUCCAGACGAAGACCCUCCUUAUCGACCAGAAGCUCGUCAAGGCGCAGAUCUGGGACACCGCCGGGCAAGAACGCUACCGCGCCGUCACCAGCGCCUACUACCGCGGCGCGCUGGGGGCGCUUAUCGUCUACGACAUCACCAGCGCCGCCUCCUUCGAGCAGGUCCCCCGCUGGCUAGAGGACCUGCGGGCCUACGCCGACCCCGGCAUGGUGGUACUCCUGGCCGGCAACAAGUGCGAUCUCGGAGAGCUGCGGGCGGUGCCGACGGCGGUGGGCCGGGAGCUGGCGGAGCGGGAGGGGCUGCUGUUCCUUGAGACCUCCGCCCUGGACGCCACAAACGUAGAGAAGGCCUUCCUCACCGUGCUGGAGCAGAUCUUCUAUAGGGGUGCUGGGAGGAGGUCGCUCGCCGGCGACGAGCGGCCGGCGAUGGUGCUUGAGGCCUCAUCUUUCAAGGGGACGAAGCUGGAGCUGCCGGAAACCGGCCGGCGACCCGGCUGCUGCUCCCAGUAG
Spirodela intermedia is the source of this 630-nucleotide messenger RNA. NCBI's taxonomy places the organism in Eukaryota, Viridiplantae, Streptophyta, Magnoliopsida, Alismatales, Araceae. The record is from the annotation of a GenBank genome assembly.